This is a messenger RNA of Ochotona princeps (American pika), 548 nucleotides long. RefSeq names its product COP9 signalosome complex subunit 7a-like. The record is from RefSeq and is a predicted model, not a curated record. The coding region runs from base 12 to 548 and encodes 178 amino acids. Gene Ontology annotation, cellular component: COP9 signalosome. Lineage: Eukaryota; Metazoa; Chordata; Mammalia; Lagomorpha; Ochotonidae. The transcript has a single exon.
CCCAGGUUCCCAUGCCCCCUGCCCACCCCUGCAGCUCAGCCAUGACUGCCAAGGUGAAGGUGACGGGGCAGAACCAGAAACAGUUUUUGCUGCUCGCCAAGUCGGCUAAAGGUGCUGCGCUGGCCACACUCAUCCACCAGGUGUUAGAGGCCCCCAGAGUCUACGUGUUUGGGGAACUGCUGGAUAUGCCUAAUGUCAGAGAGCUUGCAGACACCGACUUCGCCUCCACCUUCCGGCUGCUCACGGUGUUCACCUACGGGACCUAUGCUGACUAUUUAGCUGAAGCCCACAACCUGCCCUCACUCACGCAGGCACAGAAGAAUAAGCUUCGACACCUCUCAGUGGUCAGCCUGGCUAAUAAAGUCAAGUGCAUCCCGUACACAGUGCUGCUCGAAGCCCUGGCCCUGCGCAACGUGCGGCAGCUGGAAGACCUGGUGAUUGAGACUGUGUAUGCCGACGUGCUUCGCGGCUCCCUGGACCAGCGCAACCAGCGCCUGGAGGUAGAUUACAGCAUCGGGCGGGACAUCCAACACCAGGACCUCAGUUAA